GUAAAAUAACUUAAAUAGUAUGGGUUAGGCUCAGAUUAGGACAUCCUAUUAUGAUUUGGUUGAGAUUUUUUGUAAGAAAUACAUAAUGGGUGUAUGUAUAGAUAUAAUUUUGGGUUUAGGUCCAAACACAAAAACCAUUAAAAAGAUAUAUAUUUUUUCUUUAUUUUCAUGUUUUUUUGCGUUCUUUUACAACAUUUUCCGUCUCUUUCUUUUCUUAAAUCUAAGUCUCAGAUGUUUCUAAAUUUUAAUUUAAAUAUUAAAAAUGAGUGAUUUGACUACAAAAUCACAAUUGAAUCAGAAUUAUUGUAUAUAGUUCAAGGUUAGGACAUUUCAUAGCGGUUACUUCAUGUGUUGUACGUAUUAUCUUAAUCAAUCUGUAUAGAUAUGAGACUACAAUAAUUUGUAUUGGAACUUAAUUUAUUAGAAAGUAAGAGUAGCUGGCUAAAUCGUAUAACAAUCUAAAAUUCAAAAGUGUAGCCAUAUACUAAAAUGAGUGUCAAUAUUAUUUUGUGAUAUUGCAUGUGUUUGUUUAUUGAUUUGUGUUCGAUUAACUAUAAUAAAAUAUGAUUGUUUAUAUAUUCAUAUUAUGCUAACUCAGAUAAGGAUAAAACUAUUAAAACUAGAAUGAUAUAACAUGAAUGUAUCACAAUCCAGCCUACGGAUUCUGGUAUAGUAAUACCAUUUAUUCAGUUAUUUCUAAUUGUUAUUGGUUAUUUACGUUAGUGAUUGGUUAAUUAUCUGAAUUAAUGUUAAAAUCAAUUUUUACUUCCACACGUUAAACCUUAAACUAAAACCCAAUAAAAAUUCUAAACACUAGAAUCAAAGGAUAAACUCUAAAUCCAAAUGAUAUGCCCUCAACUUUAAACCCAAAGGAUAAACACUAAGCAAGCAUGCACUGGUAAUAUGAGUGAUAUUCAUCUUAAAUGAAUUAUGAGCUUGUUCUUGAGUGUCAUCCCUUAAUUUUCGCUGAAAUUUGCACUAACUUGUAUUCUCAGUGCAGUAAUAAGCAAGCCUGUGUUGGUAAUAUUUGUGAUAUUCACCUGAAGAGUCUCUCAAGAAGUUGAACCUUGGAGCAUUCGCUUGAGUAUCCCAGAGUCUCGUCUCAAAGUCCAACCCUCUAUGGAAACACAAUAAGCCACUCUUUCGGCAAGAGUUAUAGAUUAGACCCCUGCAGUUGUAUCAAGGAUGGUGAGAUCAUCUUUGUGAUCAUCAGGAUCCACAUUUACAGCAGUAUCUGAACCACCAACAGCCUCCCAUCUCCACUUCCUUGACCUUGAGCAGAGAAAUAAGUAAGCUUGAACCUGUAAUAUGUGUAACAAGGAUCUGCUUCUCUCCUCAAGCAAUUGAUUCUAUCGUCAUUGGGCAUGAUCUCACCCUCAAUCUCCAACUUAUAGCGGUUACUUCAUGUGUUAUACAUAUUUUCUUUUACUAAUCUGUAAAGAUACGAGGCUACAAGAAUUGUAUUGGAACUUAAUUUAUUAAAAGGUAAAAGUAGCUGGAUAAGUCAAAUAAAGAUAUAAAUUCAAGAGUGUAGCUAUAUACUAAAAUGUGUGUCAAUAUUAUUUUGUGAUAUUUUAUAUGUGUUUAUUUAUGUAUUUAUAUUUGAAAAACUAUAAUAAAAUAUAUGAUUGUUUUAACAUUCAUAUUCUACUAACUCAAAUAAUGAUAAAACUAUUUAAAAGUAUAAUGAUAUAACAUGAACGUGUCACAAUCCCGUCUACGGAUUAUGAUAUAAUAAUACUAAUUAUUCAGUUAUUUAUAAUUGUUAUUGAUUAUUUAUGUUAGUGGUCGGUUAAUUAUUUGAAUGAAUGUUAAACUCAAUUAUUACUUCCACCUGCUAAACCUUAAACCUAAGAACGUAGUGAAAAUUCUAAACACUAGACCUAAAGGAUAAACUCUAAAUCUCAAAUGAUAUGUUUAUAGCGAAGCGACGAAAUGGUGAAACAGGCGGAUGCUAAAGUGCGCAGGAGAGAAACUGGCACUGUGAGAUUCCGGUAACCAUCGGCGACGCCAUGGUUGAUUUGAGUGAUUGGUGUUGUGGCAAUGCUCUAAAAAUCGUUAUCGCACCAAUUUAAACUGGGCCGAGAUGAUCAUAUAAUUGGACCGAAAAAAUCCUGGGCAGAUAUAGGAAUUUUGAUUUAUAAAAGAAAAAGUAGAAACUAUAAAAGGACAAUUAUAAACUAUAAAAUCCAUACAGAAUUUAGAAUGCAUGAAACUAAAAUAAACGUAAUGAUAUUGUUAUUUUGUGUGAUUUCUUUCUACUAUAAUUUAUAGUUUAAAGUUUCAUUACGUGUAAAGUUUACGCAUUUUAAUUUAUUAAUGUUAAUUUAUUUUUGAGUUAUAAUACGGAUCUCUAAUAAAUUAUAAAAUUAAAGAUUUAUUUUUAUUUACAUAUCACACAGAUCCUAAUUGGAUUGAAAUUAUUAUGUUCCUGACUUUAGGGCAGAAAAUGGGAAACAUAUUAAUCUAAAUGAAAAUCAAUCCACGGCAUGAUAGAAGGAAAAGUGAUUGAAUUAAUCUCAUCAUGAUUUAUGAAAGGAAAGAUCAUACUUAUGCAAAUACCGGCUUUUAACUUUAAAAAAAAAAGACGUCAAAAAAAAAAUUAAAGGAAAAAGUUUGGUAUAGCAAAAAAAAAAGGUUGGGUCCUUCGAAUAUUCUGAAUUAAUUUAAUAUAUUUUUAUCAACCGAAUUAUAUUUUGUCUUCUCUCCAACAACCUUGUGGCAUUACAUAGAUGAUCAUUGCCUUGUCCAUUCUGCAACAACAUGACAUUGUAAAAAUCUCUAUUAGUGAUUCAUAUUCUAAGAACCACGUUUAUUAUAAACAUAGCCGUCUAAAAUGUCAAUAGGAUCGAUUCGUAUUCGUUCUUUUAAAAAGUUUAAAUUGAGAUUUUUAGAACAUAAUAAUUCAAAUACAGUAAAAAGGAAAACAAUUAAUAAAGAAAUAGAUGACCAACCAAAGUAAUCAUAUAAAAAGAAGAAACCAUUUUCUAUUUCUUUAGCUUCAAGCAUCUCCACAUCACUUCAUUACCACUUGAUCAAUAGAACAAAAGAAGAAAAAUAAAAAAACAGAACACAACUCACAAGCCUCUUUGUCAAUGGCUGCUCAAAUGCCCAUUGGGACACGAGGAACUAUUGGAUCGCUUGUACGUAAAGAAAUCGACUACUUCAAAAACUUCAAUACAUGUCCCCAGUACGAUCCACGGAGAGGCAAUUCUGAAGAAAACAGUAAUGGUUUUGAACAAAGAGAUCAUUCAUCACGUCUGAGUUCUUGGUUCUCUAGAACAAACUGGAGAAAGAAGAAGAAGAAGAAGCGGCAGAGUUGCGGUGGCGGUGGUAGGUUUUUGCCGAGUAUGUGCUCGGCGGUGGAGGUGUCCGGUGAGAAUCAGGUUCCCGGUUUCAAUUAUAGGAUCUUGAAGAAUGAUGAGAAGGGCUUGCGUGUGUAGAGUAUUGUUUAUGUGGAUUAAGGAUUUUCUUUUUGCUUGGUGGUCUGAUGACCAAUGACUAUGACGUAUGCUAAAGACUAAAGUUAAUUCAAUCCGGUAUGGUCUGAUUCAAGAAUUCGGUUUGGGUUAUAUUCCCGGUUGGAAAGAAAUUCCGCUCAGUAAUUAGUAUAAAUAUGC
This is a messenger RNA of Brassica rapa (field mustard), 3620 nucleotides long. RefSeq lists its product as uncharacterized. NCBI's taxonomy places the organism in Eukaryota, Viridiplantae, Streptophyta, Magnoliopsida, Brassicales, Brassicaceae. The record is from RefSeq and is a predicted model, not a curated record.